AUGCCCCUGGAUUGUUCCAAAUUUAUUGUUGGGGAACCUGUCGAUGAGGCGAUCAGCUUUUGUUCAUGGAAGGUUAUUCUGGCCUAUCCUGAUAGCUUCAUCGGCAAGGCGAACACGCCUCGAGCCAAGCCCUUCUUUGACAAAAUCUUGGAAGGCAGAGUCUGGGAUUUUUUUUACCUUUACCAUCCUGAGAAACCCGACGAAAAGCCUCGUUUACUGGUGCCUACGGUUCAGUUUGAAGAUUUUCUCGAGAGCAUCAACAGGGUGCUCGGAACUGCUCUCGCUAUUCCAGGAGGGGCAAAUCAAGAUCGCUUCUAUCUGAAAUUCGGCCAGGGGGAUGCACCAAGGCCUCGAUAUUUGAAGAGAUCAAGAGACCAGAAAGUCUUGGACAUUGAAAGCUUCCCCGUCUUUCAAAAUACGGACUGGGAGAGCUUCCGGGCCGCGCAUGGCGCCAUUCAGCAAGGCUGGAUGAACAACUGGUACAUGAUGGUACCGAGGCCAGCUUUCCAAGACAAGAAGAAAGAUUCAGGAAGAAAGGCUGCUCAACGAAAGCUUGACCGAGAGCGAAUGCUUCACGAGACUCAGGAAUAUCUUCAUCUGGUACCAGCCAACAGCGUUGCGGCAGAUGUGGUUUUCAUUUGCAUGGACGUCGAAGCCAUCGAGAUGCCGCCCAAUCCCAUUUCUGAGGUUGGAAUAGCCAUCCUUGAUGUCAAAGACCUUGAUGGUGUGCAAUCGGGACCUGGUGGCCAUAACUGGUGGCAGUUUAUCAAGGCGUAUCAUCUUCGAACUAAAGAGUAUGCCGGCCUGGUGAACCACCGUUUCGUCCAUGGAUGUCCUAACUACUUCGACUUUGGCAAAAGCACUUUCCCAGAAGAAUGUGAGCUCCCUGAAGCCAUUCUAGAGAUCCUACAGCCUUAUGUAGACUCGAAGCGUCGGAUAGUGUUUGUCGGUCACGACGCUCACCAGGACAUCAAGUACCUCUCGAGUGUUGGAUUUGUGGUACCCUCCAUUCGACGUCUUGUUGGGCAGCUAGAUACCAAGGAUAUACACCAGGCUUGGAAAGAAUUGGAUAAUGGGAAGAGCCUCCUGAGCGUCCUCAACGACCUAUCCAUUCGUAGCAAGCACCUACAUAACGCCGGCAAUGAUGCCGUAUUCACCCUCCGCGCCCUCAUCGGGGUUGCUCUUGAGGAGAUUCGGGAGAAGGAAGCAAAGGCAAAGGGUGACGAGUACAAGCCGGCUCUGUGGGAUGUCAAGUUGGAGGAACCUGAGAUUGAAGGAAUGGAGAAAUGGGUGUAA
Messenger RNA from Trichoderma virens Gv29-8, 1296 nucleotides. RefSeq lists its product as uncharacterized. The record is from RefSeq and is a predicted model, not a curated record. Bases 1 to 1296 code for a protein of 431 amino acids. Gene Ontology annotation, cellular component: nucleus. The transcript has 4 exons. Lineage: Eukaryota; Fungi; Ascomycota; Sordariomycetes; Hypocreales; Hypocreaceae.